AUGCUGCUCAUUUCCUUUCGUCUUAACCUUCUCCACGGCAUAUCCAUCUUCCCCACAAAGAAAAAAUGGGCCUAGGUGCAACAAGUUCGGAUCCGGAUAUUUUGUACUUUGAAGCUUUCUUCUGUUUAUGUUCCCCUCGAUUUACAGUCAGAUUUGCGUGUAUUGAUGUUUUUGGAUCUGGUUAUGAUUCAUGUCAUAUCUUGAUUUCCGUUUCAAUAUUUUUUUUUUUUGAACCUCCUGAAAAUUGGAAUUCCGGUUCAAUAUUAUGUCGUUAGUCUUAUCAUUUUAUAAGAUCUGAGAUUCAAAGGAGAUAGAUCUUGAUUUGGGGUUGUUGAUUUGGUUUGUGUUUGGUUUUCAGUUAUGAUGGGGCUGUCUUUUGCGAAGCUGUUCAGUGGGCUUUCUGCGAAUUCUUAUGGUGAGUCUUCAUGCCGCUGGUGAGACCGCCGUUCUGUAUAAGCUCAAGUUUGAAGAGAUAGUGAGUACUAUUCCCAUAAUUGGGUGUAAUGUGGAGACUGUGGAGGAUAAGAACAUCAGCUUCGCCGUUUUAAAUUUUCUUUAUUGUUUCGGCCCAGGAGCAUGGACGAUCAUAGAAUAGAGAUAUCAUCUAACGAGGAAGAGGGUAACCGAGAACAUGCAUCGGGGACACCAUCCAUCAUGGAAAACGAAGCCGGGGAUUCAACUUCAUCCAAGGAUUCCAUCUUCAGAAUUCCAGGCUUGUUUAAAAUACGUAAUGAAGAAGCUUAUAAGCCCUAUAAAUUUUCAAUUGGUCCCUGGCAUGUCGGUAAAACACAGAUGUUGCGCUCGGGACAAAAAUUGAAAGAGUCCCUUCUUGAAAAACUCAUUAAUCGUUUCCCAGAUCCAGCAGCAAAGAGGAGCGAGUUGAAAAAUACCAUAAAAAAGGAGCGUGACAAGGCUAGAGAUUGUUACGAGGGAGGGUGUGUUGAUGUUGAGGGAAAAGAUAUAAAUGUGGCCGAAGAAGAAUUUGAGGAAAUCUUGCUACUGGAUGGUUGCUUCAUUAUCGAGUUGUUCCGCAAGCAUGAUGAAUUGUUCAGCAAGGAUGUUGAGCAGGUAUCCAUACAAGAAACUGGGUUUCCAGACUUAUUAACGGGUAUGAUUCAUGUCAUUUAUCACGACCUAUUAUUGUUAGAUAACCAAAUACCUUGGUUUGUGCUUGAGCUCUUGUUUAACGAGACCAAUGAGCACCUUCCACGCAGGAAUUCGACUUUGGUUGGGCUGGCCGGAAAAUUCUUUAGACAUGUUUCUUCUUAUGAACCUCAAGAACUGCAAAGGCUUCUAUCAGGGCACAAUUCAGGAAUUAUACACCUGGUUGAUUUUCUGUGGCGUUUCUGGAAUGUCUCAUCAGAAAAGGGACGAAUAGACUUUGAGUUUUUGGAUUAUGGGACCCUUAUUCCAUCUGUCACCAGACUUAAAGAGGUGGGAGUCAAAUUUCAAAAAGCCGAGUCAAGAAACAUCUUGAAUGUAAAAUUUAAGAACGGUGUCCUCGAAAUCCCACCUUUGACGAUUACUCCAUCGACAGAAACCAUCUUCAGGAACCUCAUCAUCUUUGAGCAAUGUAGCCUUCUUUGCACGCCAAGGGUGACAAGUUACGCCAUACUCUUAGAUUGCCUGGUCGACACCUCAGAUGAUGUGCAUUUAAUGAACAGAGAAGGAAUUCUUGAAAACACGUUAAACCCUGAGGAAACGGCUAAUUUCUUGAACAGAGUCCGUGAUAACGCUUUGACACAAGAGCUCUUUUAUGCACGACUUCGCAAAGAUGUCAACGAAUAUUGCGAGAAGAGCUGGCCGAGAUGGCGAGCUUCUUUGAUCCAUAACUAUUUUACUAAGCCAUGGGCUAUCGUUUCUACUUGGGACCUAAAUUGCAUGGGAAAAUUUAUGGCUCAAAUUUUACAGGAAGAGCUGCGUCCAUAUUUCUCAUUGCCAAAGAUCAUGGAUGGCCUUUUCAACCUUGCUAAUACAUUUUUUGGAAUUGUUAUUGAGCCUGCUGAUGGUCUAGCUCCUGUCUGGAACAAAGAUGUCACAGAGAAAAAAGGAGGUGCAUGGAUGGAUGAAGUUGUUUCUCAAAGUCGUGUACUGUCACGUAAUGGAUCUGCUGUGAGGUUGCCUAUUGCUCAUAUGGUUGAGACUGUCUUGCAUGAAUUUGGCCAUGCACUUCAACAUAUGCUGACCAAGCAAGAUGAAGGUUUAGUUUCUGGCAUUUGGGGGAUUGAGUGGGAUGCUGUUGAGUGAAUUGGUAUUACCGUAGGGAUACUUUAAUGAGGAUUGCAAAGCAUUAUCAAACCAGGGAGAGUCUCCCUGAAGAUGUGUAUUUGAAGCUCCUUUCUGCAAGGACUUUUCGUGCUGGUUCUCUUAGUCUUCAUCAGGCCAGUUCAAACUUCAAACUUCAUCCUUUUUUCUACCUUUGUUUUGCUAUUUCAAUGCAGUAACAAUGCUUCACCCAGAAUUGUGCUUAUGUUCUUAUUACCCUUUUGACUCUUUCCUCUUUUACUUCUAAUUCAUAAAUAUGAUACUGGAAC
Molecule: messenger RNA, 2534 nt
Organism: Rubroshorea leprosula
Lineage: Eukaryota; Viridiplantae; Streptophyta; Magnoliopsida; Malvales; Dipterocarpaceae
Source: the annotation of a GenBank genome assembly